Messenger RNA from Yamadazyma jaroonii, 3267 nucleotides. The record is from the annotation of a GenBank genome assembly. Lineage: Eukaryota; Fungi; Ascomycota; Pichiomycetes; Serinales; Debaryomycetaceae.
AUGGUCAGUGAAUCCAUCUCUGAUCAUGAAGGAGCUCUCGUUGAAAGAGGUAGACGCUUUGAAGAGUUGUUCUACCUCUUCAACGAUCCUUUAUUCGAGAAUAUUCCCAAAUAUAAGGAUUCAAUGAAACAGUUCUCCGUUAAGAACAACAAGAGAACUCUCAAUAAAACCAUCGACCAUUCAUUAUUUGGGAAGAAUCCUGAAGAUAUUAUAAGAUUCAUGGAAUCUAGAAUCGAUCUGGCUUUGUACACCACAUCCACAAAUAAACGGAAACCUCAAGAUUCCCUUAAUAAUGAUUUAAAGCGUACAAAGUUAAUAACUGAAAUAUCCAAUAGUGCCAAAGAAGUUAAUGAUAAUAUAAUCACUAAAGAUUUGGCUGAUUUAGACGUUUUAUCAGUACCUCAACAUUAUCCCGUCAACCCCCAUCACGUAUCAUCGUUGGCAGAGUUAUAUUAUUUGUCACAAACUUUACCGUUGAUAAAACUUUUACCUGGAGCUCAUAAAGCUUUAACCACCGAAAGUUAUGAAUCAGCUUUAUUGGAAGGUAAGAUAGCGGUGUUAUAUUCCCGAAUCGAAGAGUUGAAAAGACAAGGGAAAUGGUCUUUAAGACAACCUUUAAAGUAUUCUUGUCCUAUGGUAGAAAAGAAACCUGGAUUUCAUUGGGAUAACGUGAUGAAAGAAGGGAAAUGGAUGGCUAUGGAUUUCAGAGAACAAACAAAGUUCAAGAAAGCUGCAUGUUUGAAUAUGGCUCGAGCAGUUGAGGAUUAUUGGAGUGGUAAGGAUGUGAAGAUAAAGAGAAAGGAGAUCAAGAUAAUGACCGAAGAGGAAGUUGAAGAGUUGUUAGCUGCUGCGGCAGUAGCUGAUGAGGUAGCUCAAAUAGCCCCUGUUGAGGUUACAGCAGAGUCUGUACCAGAGACAGUGUCAGCUGAAGCAACAGAAAUUGUCUCAGUACCAGAAUCUGAUAAAAUGGAAGUCGAUGAAGAAGAUAAACUUGAUAUUCCUGAAGUCAAACAAGAACCUGAAGGUACAGAAACUGAUCAAGUCGCCGAAACUGAUCAAGUCGCUGACUCAGUCGAAGUCAAAGAGGAAAUUUCAGGACCAACAGAAAUCAAGACUGAACCCACAAUCGAUGUUAAUCUUCUUCUUCAACCAGAUACCUCCAUUGAACCCCCAAUCCCUCAAGAAUCUUUCACUAUACCUCCUAAAGUUUCAGACCAAAGUAGUAUAUUCAAACUUCAUGUGGAUUUAAGAGACUUACAAAAAAUGGACCAAUCGAUUAUACGAAACCUCCCCAAAUUUACUGCUUUUGAUGAUGAAGAAGUUACACAAAACGUAGGUUCUAAACCAUUGAAAUCAACUCAUGCUGAUAUAAUCACCGUAUCCAAACUCCUUUAUUCUCCUGAAGAAGAUGAAGGAUUCCAUAAAUUGGUAGUUAAAGAAAAAGUUGAUAAAAUCGAACCCAAAUCGAUUCCUGAAUAUCAAAAAGGAUUAUUUGGUACACAAAAUCAUCGUAAGUUCAAUUAUCUUAAACCUCCAAAACCACCUUUGAUCAAAAAUAUUGAAUAUCGUUCACCAACAAUUUGGUUACCUCGUGAUGAUAAAUUAUUGAUUCAUUAUGUUGCCGAAUUCUGUUUCAAUUGGGAUCUUAUUUCCGAACAUUUACUGUCCACCGUGGCCAGUAUGAAACGUUAUGAGUCUAAUAUUGAAAGGAGAACUCCCUGGCAAUGUUUUGAAAGGUACAUCCAAUUAAAUGAAAAGUUCCAAUUUAAUGAUAUGAAAGGUCCUUAUUCUUAUAAUGCUCAACAGUGGUUGGAACAAGCUCAUAGAGCUCAAUCAACCACCAAAAGAAGAAUCUCACCUUUAGGUGUAGGCAAUGAAUCCAUUCAAAGAGGUCAUAGAAGAUUAAGAUGGGCUUCAAUGUUCGAUUCUAUAAGAAAAUGUAUGAAGAAAAGAGAAACCCAUAUUGCUAAGAUGAAUAGUAGAAGGGCUACUGAUUAUACUCAACAAGCCAGUACCAAGAAUGAUAAAUGUCCUACACCAGCAGAAUUAUCUAAAUUGAAAUAUGAACGUGACAAAUCCAUUCAAGAAGCUUAUUUGAAUCAACAAGCUACUAGAAACAGAAUGAUGGCUGCUGUAGCUAACCAACAGAAACAACAAGCUCAAAGAACCACUCAAUCUUCAAGUGAAGGAGAUGCUACUUCACCCGAUUCGGCAACUGCAAACCAAGGAGUUAAUGCCGGUACCAGACCGCCGAUCACCCAGGGUACUAAACCCACAGGUGUAUCGCCAACUAAUAACAUGGGUGGUGGUUCUAGACCUCCUUCGAGUAAUAGUCCUACCACAUCUCAUGCUUAUUUACAGCAAGCAUUACAAAAUGUUCCUCAUGAUGCUAAUGGUAGACCUUUAACUCCUAAUGGGACUCCUUAUACCAGAGAACAAUUACAGAAAUUAAUUGAAAUUCAAAAACGUAGACAAAUGAUGCAAUACCAACAAAGACAGGGUCAACAACCAGGUCAACCAGGUCAACCAGGUCAACCUCAAGCACAACCAGGACAAAAUCUUCCUAUGAAUAAUGGACAAAAACCUCCUAUGAUGGGUACAAGAGCUAGUCCUCCACCAGGAUCAUCUAAAAUAAACAACAUGGGUUCCAGUCAACAAGUACCACCAACUAGUAGUAAUAACACCAACAAACCUAGAAUUCAAUUUGCUCCAGCUCAAGUUUCUGCCAUCAUUAACUCCAUCAAAGCUAAGAAUCCUAAUUUAGGUAAAGAUCAAGUAACUAAAUUAGCUGCUUCAUAUUUGGCUAACCUUCAACAACAGCAGCAACAGAAGUUACGUCAGCAGCAACAACAACAGCAGCAACAACAACAGCAGCAACAACAAGCCAAUGGUCAGGGAAGAACUGUCAGUGGACAAGCCAUGAAUGUUCCUAUGAAUCAAAGAAACAUCAAUACCAAACAACAAUUGGCAUCAUUAACUCCACAAGAGAGAAAUCAAUUACAAAUGUUGAAAGCGGCUAAGAACGCCCAACAGCAGCAGCAAUUACAAAUGCAACAACAACAAAUGCGUCAAUCUCCAACUUUGGGUUCACCUAACUUGAGUAGCAAUAACUCUCCAGUUAUGGGUAAUCAGCAAAUGAACAACGCUGAUUUGAGUCGUAUGGAGUAUGAGAAAAGGAAGAGAAUGCUCAUCAAACAACAACAGCAACAACAGUUUAGGGGAUCAUCUUCAGGAUCAGGAUCAGGAUCAAGAUCUGGAAGUAGUUAA